AUGGAAAUCAAUGGAUACAAUAAACAAAAUAACGUAAAACCGUUCGUGUGCGGUGUGGUGAACCGCCCACUUUCGUUCCGCCAGGAAUUUCAAUUACUUUUCAAAUCUGGCACGUUCUGGAUGGCACUGAACUACAUAGUUUCUGCUAAAAAGGCAUCCGUAGUGACGGAUGCCGUCGUUGGAAAUUUCACAGGAGAUGAAGAUAUGAACUUGAUUCUUGCCAAAGUUAAUCGCUUGGAAAUCGUGAAAGUUGCCUCUGACGGAUUGAAAGUGGUGCAGGAAGUGCCCGUAUUUGGAAGAAUUGAAACGAUUAGGCUUUUCAGGCCUAAAGGAGAAAAUCGCGAUAGCCUUCUCAUCCUAACGGCGAAGAAUCACCUCGCCAUAGUUGCGUGGGACGUCGAAAAAGGUGAACUGAUUACCAGAGCCGCAGGUAGCGUCUGCGACCGCGUUGGUAGACCUAGCGACUACGGUCCUAUCGCCUGUGUGCACAAAUCCGGUUUAAUCGCUCUGCGUAUUUAUGAUGGUACGCUAAAAGUUAUCCAGUGGGAGGACAACAAGGAUUUGAAGUCUUUCAAUGUCCGAUUCGAGGACCUUGCAAUAGUAGAUCUGACCUUUAUUGAGACUCAAGGUGACUCAAUCAGACUUGCGUACAUUUCGCAGGACUCGAAUGGAAGACACUUAAAAACUGUAGAAUUGUCUCUAGCAGAGAAAGAAUUGAAGACUAUUUCCAAGCAGGAUAACAUCGAAACUGAAGCCAGAAUGGUGAUCCCGAUGCCUCUACCUUGUGGUGGUGUGGUAGUAAUUGGACAAGAAACGAUACUUUAUAACGGAGAAGACAAUGUGUAUUUGACGAUUUCACCCAACACAAUGAAUAAGGCCCUGUUUACUUGCUACGCGUCUGUGGAUACGAAUGGACAACGCAUUCUUCUUGCUGAUGAUCAAGGUGUUCUAUAUAUGCUUGUUCUUGAUGUCGAUGUAAAAGGUCCUCCUCCAUGUGUGAAAGAUCUUAAGAUGGAGUCUCUUGGUGAGACUACUAUAGCCGAGUGUUUGGUCUAUUUGGAUAAUGGGGUGUUAUUCGUUGGGUCACGUUUUGGUGAUUCACAGCUUGUACGCCUGACGUCGCAACCUCUUCCUGAUACCAACUCAUUUGUACAGGUUCUGCAAACGUUCACGAACCUUGCUCCUAUUCGUGAUAUUGCCGUAAUGGAAUGCGACGGUCAAAACCAGAUAAUAACCUGCUCAGGAGCAUUCAAAGAAGGUUCACUCAGAAUAAUUCGUAAUGGGAUCGGUAUUGAUGAGGCUGCUUCAGUAGAUAUUCCCGGAGUUAAGGGCAUCUUCACUUUGAAAAUUGGUUCAAAAAUGGACAACUAUUUAAUUAUUUCGCUUAGCUCUGAGACUCACAUUUUGGCAAUGAACGGUGAAGAAUUGGAAGAUACACAGUUACUUGAUCUGGAAACUGAUGAACACACAUUGUGGGCUGGAAUGCUGGGGACUUCUCAAAUUGUCCUACAGGUCACAUCCACUUCUGUUUUAUUGGCUGCAGAAGGUGCUAAGAAAACUGUUUGGAAGCCCUCUCACAGUUCUUUGAUCAACAUGGUUUCUGUCAAUCAAGGAAGUGGCCAGCUAAUUGUGGCUUGUGGUACCCGCGUUUACUACCUCCAAUGCGGCGAAAUGACGAUUACAGAGGUGGCUACCGUGACACUCCAGGAUGAAGUGGCAUGCAUAGAUAUUGGCACUAUAGAGGAGUCAUGCGAAUCAACCUUGAUUGCUGUUGGGUUCUGGAAGCACCACAGAAUAGCCCUAUAUUCCCUUCCAAACAUCACAGAAAUCACAUGUGAAAAUAUGCCUGGUGAUAUGCUUCCACGUUCGAUUAUGAUGACAAAGUUAGAGAACACCAUAUAUUUGAUGGUAGCUCUUGGUGAUGGAACAUUGUACUACUAUCAUGUCGAUCGCGAAAAUGGAGCAUUGCUUGAAAUGAAGAAAGCGACGGUUGGGACACAACCACCCAGUCUGAAUCGCUUCUACUCGCGCGGUCAAAUGCACAUCUUCGUAUGUAGUGAUCGUCCCGCUGUUAUCUUUUCUUCUAAUGGGAAGCUAGUCUUCUCUAAUGUUAAUCUUCGAAUAGUUACCCAUGUCUGUGCUCUGAACUCGUCCUCUUAUCGAAACAGUCUGGUUAUGUCUGAUGGAGAAACGAUCGUAAUCGGAACAGUGGAUGAGAUUCAAAAGCUCCACAUCCGUACGGUAUCUCUUGGAGAGUCUGUCCGAAGAGUUGUUCACCAACCCGAAACAUCUACUAUGGCUAUCCUUGUCAGCCGUCCUCUGGAUUCGGAUCGCUAUUCCGUCUCGAAAAUGACAACUGCUAAAUCUUCGAGCAAAACAAGUGCAGGACAAAGACCAAGCGUUUCUGUGGAUUCCACGGAUGGUGAUGUCCACUCAAUUGUAACGCUUGACGACAACACUUUCGAAUACUUACACUGUCAUGAACUUGGAUCAUGUGAACAAGCUCUUAGUGUAAUUUCGACAAAGCUUGGAGAUGAUCCGACGACAUAUUAUAUUGUUGGAACAGCUCUCGUUUACAGCGAUGAAACAGAGUCCAAAAAUGGUCGUCUUCUUGUAUUUGAGUCCGGAAAAGGCUCUGAACGAACACAUUUGCGAUUGGUUCAUGAAAAGGAAAUACGUGGUGCACCUUUCAGCAUGGAUGUACUCAAUGGGAAACUUAUUGUCGCAAUCAACAGUUCUGUUCGUUUGUUCGAAUGGACAUCAGAAAAGGAAUUGCGGCUGGAGUGUUCACACUUCAAUUAUAUUACAGCACUUUUCAUUAAAGUCAAGGGUGAUCAAGUACUGGUAGGCGAUCUUAUGCGAUCUAUGACAAUAUUGAACUACAAAGCUGUAGAAAGCACAUUCGAAGAGGUUGCGAAAGAUUUUCGUGGGAUGUGGAUGUCAGCGGUGGAAUUCAUUGAUGCCGAAACUGCACUUGGAGCCGAAGCUGGCCAUAAUCUAUUCACCUGUGAAAUAGAUCGAGGAGCAGACAAUACCGAUGAGAAACGGAGGCUGGCUGAAGCUGGAAUGUUCUACUUGGGAGAAAUGGUGAACGUGUUCCGAAGAGGUUCCCUUGUUUCUAGUCAUGUAGACAAUCCUCUGCCCAUAGAGAAACCUAUUCUCUUUGGCACUGUUGAUGGCACCAUUGGACUUAUUGUGCAGUUACCUGAGAAAUACUUCAGGUUUUUCUCAGAAGUUGAAAAGGGUGUGGCCAGAGAAACUGAUAAUUGCAUGAGAAUUGACCACGCGGUCUACCGACAGUUUACCAGCGAGAAACUUGUAGAUAAGGCAGUAGGAUUUGUGGAUGGAGAUCUAGUUGAAUCGUUACUAGAUAUGCCUCACGAAACAGCAGCAGCAGCUUUGGCUGGUAUCCAACGGCCAGAUGCAACAGAGGACAACUCCUCCUCACCGGAGGAGUUGAUGAAGAUCAUUGAGGACAUGUCACGGAUCCACUGA
Messenger RNA from Necator americanus (New World hookworm), 3495 nucleotides. RefSeq lists its product as uncharacterized. The record is from RefSeq and is a predicted model, not a curated record. The transcript is spliced from 32 exons. Bases 1 to 3495 code for a protein of 1164 amino acids. Lineage: Eukaryota; Metazoa; Nematoda; Chromadorea; Rhabditida; Ancylostomatidae. Gene Ontology annotation, molecular function: nucleic acid binding; protein binding. Gene Ontology annotation, cellular component: nucleus; site of double-strand break. Gene Ontology annotation, biological process: proteasome-mediated ubiquitin-dependent protein catabolic process; DNA repair.